AUCGAUAACGAUAGUACUUCGAGUGCUGCCGAAAAUAAAAAUUGAUUUGCAUUUCUUCUCGGCUUUAAAUAUAUUAAAUGUUGUUGUUUCCGCACCGAAAAAAUCAUAAAUCGUAUAUGAACACCACUGCUAAAUCGAAAUAAAUUAGAACAAUUGAAUUGAACUGCCAAAAACUAGAACGUAUGUGAAGCGUGUGUGCCGUAUAUGCCCAGCGAUAAGGACAAAAAACGGAUAAAAGAAAGCUUUCACGAAAGAAAGUAAAGAACAUACAUUUUACUAAAGUAAGAAAAAAAAACAACGAAACGCGUGUGCCGCGAGUAUUGGCGAAAGUCGCAACAAAAAAGUGUAUGUCAAAUAUGAAAAUGUGGCUCCACCAGCGAUAACGGUACUCCAAUGUGCUUUUUUGCACUCACACAGAAGCCUACCGCACACGCACACCACCACAACUGCCAAAAAGCGAAUCCUGCCCAACAGCCGCACCUAUAAAAGUGGGCGUGGGUAGAGACAAGUUACUGUAACCAAUUUGCAAAUAGUGAUGUACGCUUAUUGUUUAAACAAAUUCAAGCUGUCCUAAUCAAAUACCUUUGCGAAUUCCAAUACACACCUAUACACACAUGCCCACGCAGCGAGAGGAGAGAAAGAAGUAAAGGAAGCCAAAGGACAGGAUAGAAAAGCAAGAGGAAGAACGAAGCAGCAUCGGCGCGUUGGAGAAAUGUGCGGAAAGAGAAGAUUGAAAAUAAACGUGUAGUAGAGAAUUUUUGAGACACUCGCACGCACACCUCCUACACUCUUUCUCUCUCUGUCUCUCCGCUUAUACCAUUUGCCGCCUACACACACCUACACCUACCUAAGCAGACAUACGUGCGCUCUCGAAUCGCGAAAAGCGUGAGCUUUGUUGUUGCCUCUUCCACUCCCUCGCUCUCAGAGGCGCUCCCGUGUUGUUUUUGUUGUUGUUGCCGCUUAGCAAAUGGCAGACCCUCUAAGCGGGCGCCGCUGGUGAUAACAUGUCGUAAUGGCCAGAGAGGAGUCUCGCGGCAAGAGACCACUGAAAAUCUGGGACAGCUGGCGGAAUGUGCGCAAGGGCGUCGUAGUUGGGACCUUCGAGGAGCUCUUGGUCCGCGGCAAGGAUAAGCUGGGGGUUCCUGCUUCAGAACCGGUGCGCGUUGUUCUGGAGUGUGAUGGAACCCAAAUCGAGGACGGCGAAUACUUUCGCACCCUGGCCAACAAUACGGUGCUGCUGCUGUUAAGACAGGGCGAGCGCUGGUAUCCCACUGGCGUCGAUGUCAUAAAGGCUGCCAUAUCAGCUAUACCGAAAAUCGUCUGUGAGACGAUUCAUGCGCUGGAGUUGCACGAUGAGACACCGUCGUGGAAGAUCAUGGAUAACAAAGGGCGUGUCACGGUCGUUCUGCACUGGGAUCAGCGGCAGGGAGGAGGAAGCGGCGGUGGAGGAGGCGGUGGCGCCGGCGGCGGAGUGGGAAGCAUGUGCUCCGGCCUGGGCAGCAGCAAUGGGCUGCUGUCGUCCGACAAGUACUCGCCCUCAAAGAAGGGUCUCUCCGCACAGAGUUCGCUUGAUAACAAGUCGGUGUCGUCGCAGUCCUCCCAGCCGCGCUAUGCCAGCCCUCAAAUAACGGUGAUCAGUGACGACGGACCGGCGAGCAUUUACCAUCCCGGUGGUGUUGUUCUGCCGCCAGGAGUUGUGAUACCAGGCGGCAGCAGGCGACUCUCCAAGCAGGGAAGCUCCUUCGACAGCACCGUGGGUGUGGGCGUGGGAGCGGUGCACGUGCACACGCCAGAAUGCGCCCACCACGCCCACACGCCAAGCAGGGCGGGCAGUCCAAGCACUACCGAGUGCGACUUUCACUGCUGUGCACUGCACGAGGAGGGGCGCAAGAUCGCUGUGCACAAGAGCGUGGCCACGUCGCCCAUUCAGGACGGAAGCAGCAGUCCCCAGCCGCAGUCGGCACCAUCGGUUAUGGAUCCUAUGCUGGGCGGCAGCGGUGGCGGCGGAAGCGGUAGCAUGCAACGGCGCUCGUCGGGCGCCAAGGGCCACGUUCGAUUCCUGGACAUCGCCCCCGAGCGGGAUAGCUCCGAGAGCGAAACGGAGAACACGGUGAUGGAGGACGACAAGACGACGACGGAGAAGUUUCUGCUGCUGAUCGACCAGUUGUCGGUGGACCAGAAGCGUCACCUCAGCAUCAAAGACAUCGGCAUCAUACUGGAACGCCUCAACUCCAAGAUCCUUGACGUGGAGCGAUUGGAUCGCGAGUCCGAGUCGGACGACUGCUACAACUGGACGAUAAAGGCGACAAUACGCGGCGAUGCGCUGCGCGAACUGGGCGUCAUUUACAAUGGCAACUACUAUGCCAUCUCUGAACAUCCUGGCUACAAGGAGGAGCUAGAGGAGAACGGCGAGGAGGUCGAGGAGGAGGAGGAAGAGGAUGAGGAAGACAGAAUUUAGAGUACCCAUGACGGGCAGACGGGCUAACCCACAGGUUAACGACUGUCCCACGUUGGGCGCCACAGAAGGUAUCAAUAAACUAGCGCAUUUUACAGAAACCAAAACGAAAAAAUGAAAAAACCAAAAAUAGGAGUAGCCCAGCAGAUCGAUACAAGAACACUCACACACACAAACACACACCAACAUGCAUACAUAUAUACAUAUAUACUAAUAUAAAAUAAUUACGAGAAUAUAAUAAUGCAAGUCGCACAUUGUACAAUAGUGAAGUAAGCGUAAACGUGAAUUAUAAAAAGGCGAAAGCAAAGCAGCCACACACCCAGAAACACACACACCCAUGCCCACAACAACAGCAACAGGCGCGAACCACUUAAACGCAGUUUUUGUAGCAUUUGGCCAGAAUUCUCAUUAACGGGGACCGCCGUUACAAUAAGGAGCAUUGCUGUUUGGAGACGUUGAGGCGACGUGCUGCACCGUCUGCAGCUAGUUUAACGAACUCAAAAUUGGUUAAAUUUGAAUUCAACUCCCCGAAAUUCAGCCCACAGAUCAGUUGCUAGCCCCAGUACCAGACAUACUUGUGUUGUUAUCGUUGUUGUACAAUAGAUGUUCCGUGUUCCGUUGUGAUUGUGUGCCAAAAUAGCCUUAUUUAGUUGGAUAGCCCCACACACAGACUGCCACUCAAGUCAGGAAAUCUAAUCUAGCCCCAAAGACUAUAAGUUGUGAAAGAGAUAUAGAUAACAGAGACUAUAAAAUGUUGUUGCCAGAAAAACGAUGAUGACGGGGUAACAGUAAUUCGUUCGGUCUCUCGUUUCCAAUGUAGUAAGUUCCUCAUUUUUAUUGGCUUUUGACCCCCACCCCGCAUUUGUAUAGUUCCUGGACAGCGUAACUCUCUGUUGGAGGCCUAUUAUUUGUUGAUCUUGUUGCAUUUCUGCCCCCAAAGAAAAAAUUCCGGAAAUCAUCCGCAUCAGCAUGUAAAACUGCCGUUAUUUGUAGUGUUGUCAAACGUUCAACAAAUCGCGCACAAUGUUAAAUUUAAACACAAUGAAUAGAAACAAUAAGCAAGACGCUCGAUGCUCGCCAAAUGCCUGACGACAGACUAAAAUAUGUGUAGUAGAUAUAGACCGCCCCCCUCGCGUGGCCUCCAGAAUCAGCCGUAGAUCCAUUGGGAGUAUCUAUCAGAAAAUAUCACACGAUCGCAAUCGAAAUCGCAAUUGAACAAUGCGUAAAAGCGAAAACACUGCCAACAUCGCCAUUAGCAUUUGCACCUGCAUCCACAUUCGUUGGGUUAGGCUUUCGACUUCCGGAACUUUGACUGUUCCAUACGGGUAUCAAGCAAUCGGGAUAAAUUGAGAGAGCACUGGGUUGGAGGAUUCUUGGCAAGGACAUGGGAAGUUCAAGCGAUGGACUUGCCAAAUCUGUGAAUAUACUAUCGAAAGAAAGAAUUUGUUUUAAUCAUUGGAAGAAUGUGGUUUCUCACUUAGUGAACUGCAAGUUUACCUAAUCAUUCUCUGAAUUGCUUGAAUUUAUUAUGCUCCAAACAUUUGUUAAGUAUCGUAAAAACGUAAUUCGACUUGUUUGGAUAAUGCUAUUAUAGACUUGUUUUUACUUUCCUCAAACGUUGCAAACGUAGCUGGUCUACGUUGCUAGUCACUAUGUCCUUGAUUAGAUCUGUGUGCAUUCGAUUUAGGAACUUCCGCUGCGCAAUCAGAUACUUAGACAUUGCUGAGAUCAGCCAACACUGUACUCCCAUCUAACCAAAACUAACUAAAAUCGAAUACGGAAUCGAGAAGCGGAAAAAGAAAGCGACUUUUAAAAGACAUUUGUUCAAGGCACAAAACUUAAGCAUUGAAGCGAAAAAAAUUAAAUGAAAAACUAGUAUGUAUAAAUGAAAAUUGAAAUUGAUAAUUGAUUGAUAACGAUAAUAAAUAAAAAGAUAGUGGAAAAAGGAGAGACGAGCAGGCGAUGAAGAAGAGCGUUAAACGAGAACUCAUAAUUAGCGAGACGAAAAAGAAAUUAAUUAGCGUUGUUUUAAUUUAUUAGUAAGUCGAGAACGGAACGACAAGCGACCCAAAACUCGACGAUGAAUAUAUCUCCAUGUGUAUGUAUGUAUGAUUAAAGGACGGAGUACGAGGGAGGGGAGUCGAGUUAUAGUGGUUGAGGAAGGUAGAACGGAAAUACCUAUGCAUAACAUAGUUAUAAGAAGGGAACUCGCAAUACGAUGGUAACUCAACUUCCAAACCGAUACAGACUUCUUCAGCUGACUUCCAUAAUCAUAAUCAUUGUUAACACUUAACUAUAGAGAAUAACGCUUUAAACAAACAAACAGACACUUACACGGACCUUGGUUGCGGUUGAGUUAGUUAGGUUCUGUUACAUCCCGAGGCGCCACUUCAGUCCGGGACCACUACAGUCACCAGGCUCCAGAUCCACAUCCAGUGCCUCAUCCUGGCAUCCUAACCCGCCCUGCCCUUCCCUGCCCCUCCACUCAGACUCGUCAUCACACACUCUGUGUAAAUGCAAUCAGUUAGAUUUAUAAGAUGAAUAACAAGUCAACACGAAUGUAAGACAUCCCCAGAAGGCAUUAAUUAAGCUACGAAUUUGCAAAUAAUACUCAUAGAGCGCGAGUCGAGGCAGAAGAUGCAACAUCAUGCGUUACAUUGUUUUAAUAUGCGAAUUACGAUAAAUUGAUCAAUUAACAUAUACAUACAACAAAGAGCAAACAAA
Molecule: messenger RNA, 5179 nt
Organism: Drosophila santomea
Lineage: Eukaryota; Metazoa; Arthropoda; Insecta; Diptera; Drosophilidae
Exons: 3
Coding region: 1013-2458 (481 amino acids)
Biological process (GO): apoptotic process; regulation of apoptotic process
Source: RefSeq, a predicted model, not a curated record